AAGAGGAACUCAACUGUAUAAAAGAGAGAGAGAGAGAAGCGAAUAGCGGACAGUGCAGAGAGAAGCACCUGAAACAGCGCACCUGUACCAAACUGGGAGCAGAAACUAACAGAGAGGAAAGAACAACCCCCGUGAAUAUUACAUUACCGCACGAGAGACAGCACCUUCUAACUCUAAGCGCUAUCCUCGAAGCGAAGAUGCAGAUCAAAGUAACGACCUUGACUGGGACUUGUUAUCCCAUGGAUAUGGAUCCCAGCGCCACAGUGGGGCAGCUGAAGCAGGAGAUCGAGCGUCGGCUCAGUGUGCCACAGUUCCAGCAGAAACUGGCGAUGCAGAAGAACGGGCGCAAAGAGCUGGAAGACGAGGGGAGGCGGCUGAGCGAGUGCGGGCUGGAGCACGGAGACACCGUGGUGGUGAUAGUCACCGAGCCCAAGCCCAUGCAGGUCUUCUUGCGGAACGACAAGGGCAAGACAAAUACAUACGACAUCUUCCCGGGGGAGACGGUCACCGAGUUCCGGCAGAAGGUUUAUCGGGUGGAAAGGGUUCCUCCGGAGCAACAGGUGCUCCUCUAUGAAUCCAAGCCGCUUCAAGACGGCAGGAAAUUAGAAGAUUACAACAUCAGGCCCCAUACUACCAUCAACUUGAACCUGCGUCUCAGAGGAGGCUAAGUGGGUCCAGCGCUGCGUCCAGUGCCUUCAAGAGAUGCUUAUCAUCUUUGAAUCACACCGUGGACCUGAUCUAUAAAAACUGAUUAUCCUUAAUACGUCAACUGUGGAACUGUCUAUAACUCAAUUGUUUAGCAUUUACUUAACAGUAUGUAAA
This is a messenger RNA of Polyodon spathula (Mississippi paddlefish), 822 nucleotides long. RefSeq names its product polyubiquitin-like. Gene Ontology annotation, biological process: modification-dependent protein catabolic process; protein ubiquitination. Gene Ontology annotation, cellular component: nucleus; cytoplasm. The transcript has 2 exons. Lineage: Eukaryota; Metazoa; Chordata; Actinopteri; Acipenseriformes; Polyodontidae. The record is from RefSeq and is a predicted model, not a curated record. The coding region runs from base 198 to 668 and encodes 156 amino acids. Gene Ontology annotation, molecular function: protein tag activity; ubiquitin protein ligase binding.